AUGAUCUCUCAAUCUUUCAAGCUACUUUUGAAUGCUCUCCACAUCAUAAUCUUCCCAUUUGCUUGCUUUUCGGUAUAUAAUCCGCCUCGAUCACCUUCGCCAGUGUCACUGGAGCCGUUGAAUUUCGAUGACGGGUGGAAAGCUUUUCUUUAUCCAACGCAUUCAGAGCAUGUUGAAGAAUCGAAUGAACAGCAUGUCUCUACUACAAGCAAGCCUAAAAUCGUUUCAGCAACCCAGAUACCUCAAUCAAAGCCUGAAAUCGUCAAAAUACGUGGAAAAGGUGGACGAAAAAGAUUUCUAACAGAUGAAGAAAGAGUACUAAAAGCACGAGAGCGUACAAAGAAGUGGAGAGCUGAAAGAAUAAAGGUAGAACCUGAUUAUCUGGCCAAAGCAGGUCGAAUUGCGAGAGAAAAGAGACGCUAUAAAAAAUUACAUGGAAUCAUUACCCCUGAAAAACGAAAAAGAUACCGUCAAGCAAAAGCCUAA
Meira miltonrushii is the source of this 486-nucleotide messenger RNA. RefSeq lists its product as uncharacterized. NCBI's taxonomy places the organism in Eukaryota, Fungi, Basidiomycota, Exobasidiomycetes, Exobasidiales, Brachybasidiaceae. The record is from RefSeq and is a predicted model, not a curated record. The coding region runs from base 1 to 486 and encodes 161 amino acids. The transcript has a single exon.